AUGGAGAGAGAAAAAAGAAAGCUUAGAGCAGAAGAAGAAGAUAUAGAAAUAAGAAGACAACUUGAGAUAGAGGAGGCUUUAAACAAAAUAAGCUUGUCUCCACCACAUACAAACCAUGUUAUCUACGAUCACCUGAACCUUCGAACAAUUUACAGAAUUUUAGCAAGUCAGUACGACCCUAUUGGGUUUCUUGGCCCCUACAUUGCUCGAGCAAAGGUCAUUGUACAAGACUUGUGGAAAGUCAGUAGAGACUGGGACACCACGAUAGAGGAUGGAGCUAUAAGACGAAGAUGGAUUAAAUGGGAAGAAGAACUUGAAGACCUACCCUUAGUAUCUUUACCACGGUGUUACACACCAAGCAAUACCAGACUGCUAGAAUCCAGUCGACAACUGCACAUUUUCUGUGACGCAUCUGAGCGGAUCUAUGGCUCGGUAGCCUACCUGCGCACUGUUGAUGAAAACUCUACCUAUGUCAGUUUUGUAAUGGCCAGAUGUAGGGUGGCCCCGAAACGUCAACUAUCCAUGCCCAGAUUAGAGCUGUCCGCAGCUUUAACAGGAGCUCAACUUUCUGACCUUAUUAGGAAAGAGCUAACGAUCCCGAUCACUGCAACAUAUUACUGGAGUGACUCUACCACAGUUCUGCGGUGGCUGCAAUCAGAAUCUUGUAGGUUUAAAGUAUUUGUUGGAACAAGAGUAAGUGAAAUCCAGCAGUUAACGCAUGAUUGCGAAUGGCGCUAUAUCAACACCACACUCAACCCUGCAGAUGACAUAACUCGUGGAAUGUCACUCAAGGACCUAUCAAUUGAUGGAAGAUGGAGAGAUGGACCUGCCUUCCUUAAACAACCUUGCAGUGAAUGGCCUCAAGAAACAGCUCCAGAGAAGAAGGAGGAAGUGGCAGAGAUAAGAGGUGGUGUGUUCUGUGGAGUCACCCAGGUACAAACUGAGCUUCAACCCGAAAGUUUCAGCCAGCUUGACGACCUUAUUAAGGCCACCAGAGAGAGCCUCGAUGGGGCGGCCCACUUGACUGAAAGCAUUGCGCAUAUCCUCUGGAAAAGGGUGCAAAUCGAGUGUUUCAGAGACGAAGUAACAACCCUUAAAGCUGGGAAACCCCUUCCUACAAGUAGCAGAUUAACACAGUUAGAUCCAUUUUACAACACGACCACUGGACUGAUAAGUGUGGGAGGAAGAUUGAGGGAAGCUGAACUCCUGCCCGAACAAACAAAACAUGCCAUAAUACUGGACCCUAAACACAGCAUAACCAAACUGCUCAUCAAAAGCUAUGAUCAAAGGUUAUAUCACCCUGGACCAGAAAGGGUGUUGGCCGAAAUACGUCGCAAGUUUUGGAUUCUCAGAGGACGAGAGGCCAUUCGUGGUCAACAACGGCAAUGUGCACAUUGUCAGAAGUGGCGUGGUAAUCCAAAAAUCCCAAAGAUAAGUGACCUACCCCAAUCCCGUCUUAGGCUUUUCAAACCGGCAUUCUAUUCAACCGGAGUAGAUUGUUUUGGUCCUAUGAUAGUAAAGAUAGGAAGAAAGAGUGAGAAAAGGUGGGACAUCAUAUAUAAAUGUAUGACAACUCGUUCAAUACACUUGGAUCUACUAGAAAGUAUGGACGUAGAUUCCUUCUUGAUGUCACUGCGCCGUUUUGUAGCCCGAAGGGGGAAACCAUAUGAAAUCCUCUCCGACUGUGGCACUAAUUUCAAAGGAGGAGAUAAGGAGCUCAAGCAGGCAUUCCAUGCUAUGAGUACAGAAUUACAGAUACAACUUGCAGACCAAAGAGUGUGUUUCAAGUUCAACCCACCAUUAGCCCCCCACUUUGGGGGUACAUGGGAGAGAGAGAUUAAGAGUGUCAAAAAUGCUCUCCGUGUUGCUCUGGGAGCUCAGAGCGUAACCGAAGCAGUACUGCGGACAGUAUUGAUUGAGGUGGAAGGGAUCUUGAAUUCCAAACCAUUAGGUUAUGUGUCAUCGGACACCAGAGAUGUGAAUCCUAUCACCCCGAACAUCCUACUCAUGGGUAGAUACGAUCCAGUAUUAUUACAGGUCAUCUAUCCAGAGACUGAAUUGCUUGGACGUAAGAGAUGGCGCCAUAGCCAGGUGUUGUCCGAUCAUUUUUGGAAACACUUCAUAACUUAUUACCUACCCGGUCUUCAGACUAGACAGAAGUGGUAUAAAGAAUCAAAAAACUUAACAGUUGGCGAUGUUGUGCUUAUUGUAGAUAAGCUAUUACUUCGAGCACAAUGGCUCGUUGGAUCGGUGACAAAAGUGUUCCCUGGCCGGGACAGCAGAGUAAGAGCAGUUGAUGUUUGUGUCCGUGGCACGAUGUACCGACGACCGGUGGCAAAGCUUAUCAAGUUGCCGGAAGAAAAGGAUGAACCAGUGAUCGCUGAAUAG
Anneissia japonica is the source of this 2388-nucleotide messenger RNA. RefSeq lists its product as uncharacterized. Lineage: Eukaryota; Metazoa; Echinodermata; Crinoidea; Comatulida; Comatulidae. The record is from RefSeq and is a predicted model, not a curated record. The coding region runs from base 1 to 2388 and encodes 795 amino acids. Gene Ontology annotation, molecular function: nucleic acid binding. The transcript has 2 exons. Gene Ontology annotation, biological process: DNA integration.